AUGGCAUACAUCAACACUACCUCGACAGCCCGGUACAAUAAUUCCAUUAGAAACGUGAGCUCUUCUGAACAUACGACUGGAUUUAUGGCCUCUAGCCCACCAGUUAGUCCGAUGGGUAAUUAUUCAACUGUGGCAGCGGCUCAGGCGUCCACUUCUGGCGUUGGAGGGGGUUCCAGUACCAACACAGAUGCAAGCGAGGAGGAGUUGGAUCAGUUGCUUAGGGAGCUACAGAGCUUGAUCGAUAGCCCAUACGCGCAGGCAGUGUUGCAAAACAUAUUGGAAGUCAUUGAAGCUCGCGCUUUAUGUAAUUUUGAUCCUCUUUUUCGCGACAACUUUCUAGAGUCACGUAUACGUGAUAUCUUGAUCGAACUAACCAUCGCAGGGACAGAGCAAUCAUUGCUCUUAGCCCUCAACCUUAUUGAAGGCCUGCUCCCCAUACGCUAUACGCAUCCCCAACAGAAGUUCACUCGGCUAUGUCGCAGUCUCACAGCGAUAAUGGAAUGUGAUCUGGAGAAGCCUUCUAUAGAGGCACAAGACCUAUACAAGCGAAUGCUGAAACUGGACAUGAAAUUUGAUGACCCUCCUCUACUUACCUUCGUUCCCAAAGACCUAAAAGAUAGGUGUGAGCACGCUCUUAUGCAACUUGAUCGUCGACUACAGCAGACCAAUGCGCGUUUUCACCUAAAGUGCAUGUCCAUCCUAUUGGCAGGGGCAACCACAGUCGAAGUCAACCCACACUAUAUAGGAGGCCAGUUGCGCAGCCAACUCAUAAUGCUAUCCAUGACGCUCUCAAGCUCUAGUGAUCCGACGCUGUGUGCAACAUCCUACGAUUGCCUAUGUGCGAUCUUCCGUAACACUAGUCAUAUGCGGCGUAAUGAGAUUUCAUUGGAGAACCGAUGUAUCUGUGAAGAGGCCGUACGGGUUUUAAGCAACAAGCAUCACAACGAGGCAAACAUUGUAUCAAUUUUGACCAGGCUGCGUGCCCUCUUGAGUAGUCGUGAGUUGAGCAGCAUUAAUAAACACAACAUGUCGCAGCUGUGUGUCUUAAUAACGGAGCAGUACCGCAUCACCGAAUCAGCUGCUGUGCGACUGGCGGUGUGUAAGCUGGUGCCCAUUAUUGCACCGAUAGACCUCCACUAUGCACAGCGCCGAUCAAGCUACUGCGCCAUCAUCAUGAAACCUGUUAAGAACAUCCGUGAUGAGCGCACUAAGUCCGAUGAGCUGCACAACGUCGCGGCUUUCAUUGAGAACGCUGGGUAUGGCGAUUUGGACUCUGCCAACCGAACAAACAUUGAUUCCAUUAUACACCGCUACAUAUCUCGCGUGGAGACGCAGGAAGCAUGCUGGCGCAUCAUCGCCGCCAUCUGUCAGUCAAACGCGAAUAAUCCUCCUUUGCGGGAUUCCGUUUCAAAGUCCGGAAGUCUGGGGGCGCACCGGUCCCUCGUGUGCACCCCGAGCUGUGACGCACCAAGCUUCACGCAGACAAUAUUAGCUUCCUCAGUGGACGAGAUCAACAGCGCGGAGAUAUCAGCCCUGUGCAAGGAAAACAAAAGUCCGCAUGCAAAAAGUGUACCGCCUAUCCCUGUAAGUGUUUCACCAGUCGUGAAAGGUUCAAAUAAAACAUUUACAUCGACCACGGCUGCGACUGAGGCCGUCACUCCCAACCCCACGGUUCAGGUGCAGCCUCACCACAGCGAAAGCACCGUUAAAUGCAUAAAUACGCCACAGAAAAUAAGCACUCCCACAAGCUCCUCCGACGUACUACUUACCCACUCAAUCACCUUGCAAAUUAACACCCCUUCAGUCCAAAACACGUCUGGUAAUUAUCCCACUGACGCGAAUACCGCGAGUGUAGCAGGCACCGUAGAAAUGAUCCGCCGUUGCAUACCGUGCAUCGUUCACGCGGCACUCACUCGGGAUUUAGUUCGGUAUCUCGGUAUUAUACAGAAGCUUGUACCUUCUCUGAGUGAUGACAUUGAACGUUCUCUGGAUAUGCUAGUAGAUAGCACUCUUGAAAAGUUCUCCAAAAGUAGCGUAGACUUAGACCACACAAAGAAAGCAAGCAACAAAUCGGACACUGCUAACACGUUGACUUCUCAAAAUACUAGUCGUCAGUAUAGCACACACGACGCUAGGAACAAUUCAUCAGCUGUUAUGAGCUCUCUAUCUCAAUUCCUCAAUCACAACAAUAAUGCAACUGAGGGUGAUUUGAUGGCAGACACAACUAGUAGCACAAUCACACAAAAGAGUGAACAGAAGGACAACUUCACGAGUGACGUCAAUGUUUCUUUGUGUAAGGUUACACCGUCACGAAACUUGACAAAGGGGCCAAUGGGAUAUCCCUUCAUGCGAACUGAUUUGAAGAACUCAACAACAACGCCACGCAGCCUUUGCCAAUCAACCUAUUCUGUGCAGGCAGCUGAGAAGCCGCACUGUGACUUGACAGUCGCAUUGGAGAGCUUUGCACGUCGUCCCGUCACAUCUGUUCAGAAGCUUGAAGAGAUCAAAACAGUUAUCAUGCCAUUUCAGCGCAAUGCAGAUCCUGCAGUUCGCCAGAAGAGUAGCGAAGCUAUCAUUUUAAGCCUCGGUGAAUGGAUUCAAUAUGCUAAGGAGCAUAAAACCUCGACUUACUCUACCCGCGUCAUUGAGAUCUUAGAAUCCUACCUAAAAAAUGCACUUUCAGAAAUGAAUCCGGCGUGUCGCCAUCACGAAAUUACGCUUCUUGCAGAAGCACCCAACCUGCGUCCUUUUCUUUGCGAGUCACACACGCUUUCCGUGUUACUUAGCUUCCUGAAUGGUGAGUCACUAGUGAGGGAGAAAACGGUGAUGUUGCUUGUGUCCCUCAUUCAGGACCCAAAGCUUUCCAACUAUAUGCUAGCGGUUAAGCAGAGUCUUUACGUCACGAUCCAGUCCUAUAUUGUAGUGUUGGAGUACACCAACGAGACCCGGACCUUGAUUCGAAGCCUGGCGGACCUGCAAAUUUUUGCAAACUUUUGUGUUCGUCUACUUAACAAUCAUCUCUGUCGCAUUCUAUAUGCCUUUCGAAAGCGGCUUCAGGAGGAUAAUAUACCGGACUCAGUUUCGCUUACAAUACUUAAAACUCUUGAAAAGAUCCUAGGUGCUCUUGUGAAAGAGGAAAGGACGGUUUUACAAUAUCAAGACGAUUUUGCUGAGAUUUACCCAGUGGUAGUGACUAUACUCAUGGAAACCCCUUUGCUGGUUAUUAGGCACGCCGCAAUAAAUGUUCUCAUGAAUCUCAACCAGAUGUGUCCCACCUCCUUGGUAUGUAUUGAGGAUAAGCACCAUGAGCUCAUUGGAAUGUUGGGGAACGUGUACAACGCGAACCAAUGCACCCGCGAAGAGCUUUCUAAUAUAUUAACGCUAUUUGGGCAGCUGGGGGCGGUGGAUCCAUCUUCAAACCCGAUGGCAGUUCAAAAAAAUAAAACUGAGGCGGCUUUCGCUCAGGAUGAGGUUGACUCGGAUCUGAUGUUUGAUUGCACCGCUAUUGUUUACCGCACUUUGUGUCAGAUGUUGGAUCUAAGCAUGUCCGAAGCGGUUCACUCACAGACUUUGCGUACCCUCUUGGAUUUCAUUCGCUGCACUCAGGAUUGUAAAGACGUUGUGGACGGUGUGCACGCAGUUCAGGCAGUGCUACACGUUUUGAAGUGUUUUACUGAUAGCCCUUCUCUCCGUCUAGAAGCACUGCAUGUCCUGGCCGGAAUUAUUACAUUGAGGUAUGAGCGCGUCUCGCGAGUGAUGCUGCCUGAGAUUGUAGUUUUGUUGGAACAGUUGUGGAUCCCAAGUGAUAUCGUACUGUUUCGCGGUGUGUUAGAGGUAGUGGAUGCUCUGAGACCGGGUAAGUUAUCGGAUAAAGAGCAUUUGGAAACAUGGGCGUGGUUGUACCCACGCCUCACAGAUGUUGCACUUCAGGAUCACAUGGAAACACACGAGUUCUGCCUGCACGUCAUUGAUAUUAUUCUUAACGCAAGCUACAUCCCACCGCAUUGCAUGAAUAUCGUCUUUCCCAUGCUGACGCAUUUCAUUAAGCAGAACGACCUCCUCGUUGAGGUACGUAGUCAAUCACUCUGUGCGGCGGUUCAUAUUGUGUGUGAACUCAAGGCAAUGCAGUAUCUACCCUCGUUAAUACAAGGUAUCUCCACUUUCGCCAGGCACUGUGAUAUGCAUAAAGAUCUCGCAUCGCAAAUAUCCACACCAAGUGUACGAGAGUCACUUAAGAUUCUUUCUACCCUACAGUUUGGCGGACGCUCCAUCGUCAAACAGCUGCGCGAUCGUAUCCUCGGCGCCGAUGGGUCCAGCUCAUCCAGUAUUCCCUUAUUAUCUCUGCCUGCGGUGGACAGGCACCACAGUUACGUUGUUGGGAGAACCACAGGACAAUCGCAUUGGAAUACAGUGGCUCAGUCUGGAAGUAGUGCUGUCUCGUCUUCAACUCACAUGAGCGGUCGAACGGAUAACGCAACUAGUGGGGUUACUAGUAGAUCCUUCCGUCAACACAAGCAUUCUGAGCUGCUACGUGCCGACGACGACGCAAUACCGUCCUCGAUCCUUCUCAGCACCGCCGACCCGUCCCAAGACUUAGCACUCUUCAUGAAGCACAUUGAGUACGGUGAGCGCGUAAAGGAGAGCAAGUUACGUGAGUGGUUCGCUGAAUUGCAGAAGUGGAUUAUACUGGUCACACCGCACCCUGCUUUUCGCGUCUUAGUGAAUCUUUUUGAUAAACACGAGCAGCUCCGAAGGGAGCUUUUCUAUCCGUCCUUUAAGGCGUUGUACGAGGUGCUAAGUGCAGAGCAGAUCAAGAAAGUGGAUGUCGUGCUCACAUUGGUUUUGAACGGCAAUGAUGCUGAUUUAUCAAGCAAGUGUCUUGGAUUAGCUGACUAUCUCGACCACAACACGCCCAAAAUAACCAAAGAGGUACUUGACAAGCUAAGCAGGCUAGAGCGUGCCGAUAACGGAAAGAUGUUUAUACACGCUAGAGAAACAGGGCCGGUUCGUCAGAAUUUGAAUCCAAACUGGAGCAUGUGGCAAGGGGAUCCUUUCGUCGCUAACGAUGAACAGAUCCGAAAAUCUAGCAUUUCCACAAGUAUAAACACCGUGGGCGACUUGAAGACACAUGAUAUUUUGACAGAGAAAGAGGGUGACGGGCACGUUCAUGACGUUGACGUUGAGGGCACGCUGCUAUUGGAUUCGUGUGUUUCCUUGCUCAACAUCUCUCGGCAUGAGAAGGGAAGCGAUAGCCACCGCAUAUCCAAGGAUGGGGUCGACGAGGAGCAACAUCAUGGACUGCCUGGAGUGAAACGCAUAACAGGUGGGGCCGAGUUGAUGUUUCCUGAAGGAUUGCAAGGGAAUCCUACAGUUAGCGCACAGGAGCGUCCUAUGCGUGACCCCAACAAUAGAUCAUCAAACAGAAAUAUAAACUUAAUUCAAAAAUCCCGUCCAUUACCACAUGGCGCGCGUUUGUCGUGCAAAACGAGCAUCCUCUUCUCCGCCAAGGAUAUUAUCAGGGCAGCGGAGAGGACUCGCAUGUUUGAUAAAGCCCUCAGCUACCUAGAGGGUAAUCUUCAGUAUGUGCUAAACGCCUACCGUUAUCGUGAAAUACCGCGUGAGGUGAUCAAAAAACAUGUGUGGCCACUUGCUUGGGUUUACAGCCAGCGUGAAAUGCAGGAUUCGGUUGUUGGCCUCUUCAAGACAAUCCGCUAUGUUGGCGGUGAUGAAGAUGGCUUUCGUUUCGAGCUCCUUCGUUGGUGGGAAAGAGCAAAACAGGCCUACGAGAAGGUCUUUCAAGGAGACUCCAUCGGACCCUCGGUUAGCCCAGCGGUUGUUGAGGGCUAUGUAAGGACGCUCUGUUUUUGUGCGGAGUGGGAGAAAGCGCUUGCGGUGGUCAAGCAGGUCUACAAUCGUGGCUUCCUCAUGUCUUCUACAUCCACCAGCAACACCCACACUUCGGCUACCAUUAGCAUUUCCUCAACGGUCGCUCAGUGUGGGGCGUUAUCUGCGUGGGUUCUAGAGCGCUGGGACGACGUGACCCAGCUGGCGGAAUGCAUAUCCCCCAGUGAAGGCAGCAAUGCGGCCAUUCGUCUUUUCCUUUUGAACGUCGUUCAUCUGCAUUCUGCCAUCGUCGAAGGUUCUACCAGUUCGUAUGACACCCUACGGCAGUCGUUUAGGCAGGGAAAAUUGGUGGUUGACAGCAGUUUACGCACCCUCAUGCCACUGAGCUAUUCUCAUGCCUAUGAAAAUAUAGCCCUGUUGCAGCACUUCACCGAGAUGGAGGAAGCCUUGGACUACACCCUCUGUCGUUCUUCCAAGCGGCGCUCUCAGUUUAUAGGGCGCUGGAACAAACGCUUUUUGCACCUGAAACCAGACUCCCUAUAUCCCAGCCUGCACACCCUCCUCCUCCACUCCCUUGUUCUCAGUCGCAGUGAGAUGUCCGACAUGAUGCUGCAUUUUUGCGAGUCGAUGAGUGCUGAAUACCCAAGACUUUCCAUCUGGGCGAUGAAUUGGCUCUGGCGGGGUAUCUCUUCGUCUCAUGUCGAUGGCAAGCCGCCACCGAUACACUCAAGUGAUAUGCAGAAGAGCAACCCCAGUGUUGUGGUAGGCUACAUUUCUCAUUUGUGGAGUCAGGGUCACCGGCAGGCUGCCGUCUCCUACAUGGAGCGAUACUUGGCAGACCAUGGAAAAGAAUUGGAGGUGAGAGAUCCCGAUUGCUACGGUGGAGCUCACCUAAAGUUAGGCACGUGGAAGCAGGACCUCCAUGCGGAUUGCUUCUGGAUGAAGGAGUACUGUGAGGCCGAAUUGGCCCACUUUCACGAGGCAAUUCGUGCCAUGCCUCACAGCUACGAGGCGUGGCACAGCUGGGGUUUAAUGAACUACCGUAUUCAACAGCGUGAGCAUAGGUUCACAUUAGGGGAAUUGCAUCGCUUUGUGGAAGCUGCACAUCAAGGUUUUGUCGCGGCUAUUUGCCGUUGCAAGAGUCCUUCUGAGGCCCUUCCUGGAAUCAUGCGUUUGCUUCAGUUGUGGGUCAUACACAGUGGUGUUGCUUUUUUGAAGGAAAUGGUUGCAGAUAGCAUCAGCCGUAUUCCAGUGGAUCAUUGGGUUCAGUCUAUUCCACAGCUUAUUGGAUACCUCGGAAAUGAAUGCCACGACGUUCGCGAGAUGAUUAGUAUGAUUCUUAAAUCUUUGUGUGGAAAGCAUCCCCAGGCUGUCGUGUUCCCACUACUUGUCGUGCUCAUUCCCGACGAUAUGUGCAUUAAUACUGACCCGCAGCUUCUUCUUAAGCGAGAGUUGGUGCAGUCGAUAAUUCAGCACUGCCCUAUACGGAUUCGAAAUGAGGCGGAGACAGUGGCAAAACUCCUAGUGGAAGUGUCGGCAAUACCCAUCGAGAAAAUUCGAGAGAACCUUAGCCGGAUCGCUGCGGCGUGGAAUCCCAAUGCUGAAUACGAAGAUGACCGUGAGGAGGUGCAUCAGCGGCUUAAGGCUAUCUUGGAUAUUUUUCAAGCCAAUCGCAAGCACCUGCUCUACACUGUUGGUGACAUCGGACAAUUUGUCCAGAUGGUUAUUGACGAUGAUCUUCGUGGGCAGCGCGAGAAGGCGGCCGUCAUUGUGAAUCAGCUAGUGGAUGAAAUCACCAAGCAUAUUUCGGAAAAGCUGGGAAGGGAACCCCAGAAGGCGAUGGAGCCGUUACUGCGCAUGCGGAAUUGUGCUAUUGCAGUGUUUGGUGAGUACAACAUUGAGAACGUGAACUACCCCACAAUCGUCUCCUUCAGUUCUGAACUAGAUGUAAUCCCUUCGAAGAAGCGACCGCGACGAAUUCAGCUGAACGGAUCCGACGGGUGUCUUUAUAGCUACUGCCUAAAGGGUAACGAGGACAUUCGCAUGGACGAACGCGUCAUGCAGCUCUUUGGGAUGGUAAACAUUCUCCUGAGCCACAUGCGCAUGCCCAGUAGGGCCGAUAUCCAUCGCUUUCCAGUCAUUCCCAUCACCUCCAACGUCGGUCUCCUCGGGUGGGUUAAGGACGCGAGAACGAUUAACAAUACCAUUUGCAACUACCGCGCGAACGUAUCUCACCUGCGUACGCAUCACGAGUCCAACGUGCUGCAUAACUACGUUGAAUCUUUCGGACAGUGGGAGAAGCUUAGUAUCAUUCAGCGCACCGAGGCUCUGGACCACGUCAUGUCGCAGGAAAAUUGUGAAGCCGUGGAUGUUGCCCGCACAAUGUGGUACCGAGCCAACACGGCAGAGCAAUGGCUUGACCUCCGUAUCAUGUAUACAACUUCAUUGGCGACCAUGUCCUUGGUGGGCUACGUACUUGGUCUCGGCGACCGGCAUCUCGGUAACAUUCUACUCUCCAUCUCCACUGGUAAGAUUGUUCACAUUGACUUUGGGGAUAGCUUUGACGUUGGCCGCAUGCGGCAUGUGUUGCCUGAAACGGUGCCAUUCCGCUUAACGCGUAUGCUUACUAGCGCGAUGGAAGUGUUUGGAGUGAACGGCGUUUUUCGGGCCUCAGCAACGCGUACCCAGAGUGUCUUGAGUCAGAACCGCGAUAGCAUUAUGGCGCUCCUGACGGCCUUUGUGUACGACGCGAUUAUACAGCACAGGGGGAAAGUCAAGAAUAUUAUGAACAAAAGCCGUUCACCUCAGAACAUUGUAGAGCGGACGCGAAAUAAGUUGCGAGGAAGAGAAAUGGCACUGCCUAACGAACGAAUGUCUAUCUACAAUGCUACUCCAGAGAGUUGUCGUAGGCCUGAUUUGCUAUAUAUGUCCAAGGCAUUCGAUGACAAUGCAGUUCGAGAUCAAUCACUAGGAAUGACACCUGAAGAGCAGGUUGGAUUUUUAAUCGACGAAGCAACGCGUGUUGAUAACUACACCACGAUGUAUUUUGGUUGGGGGCCAUUAUGGUAG
This is a messenger RNA of Phytomonas sp. EM1, 8913 nucleotides long. The record is from the annotation of a GenBank genome assembly. Lineage: Eukaryota; Euglenozoa; Kinetoplastea; Trypanosomatida; Trypanosomatidae.